AUGCGCUUGGUUCGUUUGUUGUUUAAAGUCAUGGAACCACGUUUACAUAUUCAUACCAACGUCGAUAUUGCAAAUAUUCGAAAACCAUAUAAAAGAUUAGACGAAUAUUUUGAUAUUGAACAUCUAGUAUCACGUGAACCAUUUGGUCAAUUUAAAAAAUGGUUUGAAGAAGCUGUUGCACAUGUCGAAGAACCAAAUGGAUUUUGUUUAUCUACAGCUUCAAAAAGUGGAGUACCUUCGAGUCGAUUCGUAUUAAUGAAAAGUUUCGAUGAAACUGGCUUUAAAUUUUUUACCAAUUAUGAUAGUAACAAAGGAAAAGAUUUAGAAGAAAAUCCACUAGCAUCAAUAUGUUUCUACUGGUCAUCGAUGUCACGAUCUGUUCGUAUUGAUGGUCGUGUUGAAAAAUUGUCUGAAGCUGAAUCAACCGAAUAUUUUAAGUCACGUCCCCGUGAUUCACAAAUUAGUGGAGCAAUUAGUAAACAAAGUCAACCAAUACCAAGUCGACAAUUUUUACUGGAACAACGCCAAAAAUAUAUCGAUGGUAAUUUAGAAGUUCAAAAACCAGAAAGAUGGGGUGGCUUUCUUCUAAUACCUCAUACCUUUGAAUUCUAUCAAGGCCAAUCAAAUCGAUUAUCAGAUCGCAUACGAUUUCGUCAUGUUGGAUCUGAUGCUGAUAAAACUAUUCCAAUAGAUCCAACUGUCACACAUCAAGGUACUCACGGUUGGGUAUUCGAACGUUUAUCACCAUGA
Rotaria socialis is the source of this 750-nucleotide messenger RNA. The record is from the annotation of a GenBank genome assembly. Lineage: Eukaryota; Metazoa; Rotifera; Eurotatoria; Philodinida; Philodinidae.